AUGACGGCGGAUGACGGCGAAUCUGAGAUUCGUGUCGGCUCGGGGUCGGAGCAGGUUCUGCCCGGCAUCGGCUCGGGGUCGGAGCGGGUUCUGCCCGGCAUCGGCUCGGGGUCGGAGCAGGUUCUGCCCGGCAUCGGCUCGGGGUUGGAGCAGGUUCUGCCCGGCGUCGGCUCGGGGUCGGAGCAGGUUCUGCCCGGCGUCGCCUCGUGGCCGGAGCAGGUCCUGUCCGAUCGUGCGUUCUUGGUCGUAAACAACGUGGAAGAUCGAACCGUCAUCUACGCGAACGAGGGCUUCAGCAAAAUGACCGGCUUCAGCCGGGCCGAGGUGAUGCAGCAGCGAGGCCUCUGUCACUUCCUGCACGGCCCAAUGACGUCACGAACAGCGGUGGACCAGAUCCAAGAAGCCUUCAACUCAGGCGAAGAAGCCCAGAUCGAAAUCCUGCUAUACAAAAAGGACGGGUCGCGAUUUCUCUGCAUCCAAACGAUCGCGCCCGUCUCGAACGAGGGCGGAGAGCUGCUCAUGUUCCUGCUGAACUUCGAUGACCUCUCAUCGCCGCCCGAGGAGGACGACGACGUUGAGAAGGAGUUUGGACACAUCCUCACCAAAUUCGGCCGGGCGCGUCAGUCGUUCCGCCAGAGCAUCCGCUCGUUCCGGAAGGGCCGCGGGCGGCCGGCCGGCGCGUUGCGCGGUCGUCGUGGCAGCGCCUCCACGCUGACGCCGACACCGGAGGCGAACGAGGCGGCCGAAGAGGAAGCCGAAGCUCUUACUGGGGCCACGGAACAGCCGCCCGAGUCGCCCCACAUCACGGCGCCAGCGGCCGACGGCGGACCGGCGGCGCCGGACGUCGCGCCGCCCUUCAGCCGUCUGGCCGUGCCCGAGGAAGCGACGCAACCGCGCCCGCUGACGCCAGCCUCGGACAGCGCGCCCGACCUGCGCGUCCACCUGCUGGACGAGCCGCCGCCGGCGUCGCCCCGACUCAGCAGCCAGCGGCUCUCAGAGACGGGCGGGGACAGGCAGUACCACUCCAGCGCAGCCGAGCUGGGUCAGCUGGGCAGCAUGCGGCCCGCCUCCUCGCUGGACCCCAUCUCCUUGCAUCGGGUCAGCCAGCGCCAGGCCCCCUGCCGCAGUGCCACCAUCGGAACCGUGUACCCUUCUGAGAUAGUAUCUGAUGCUCAACGCCCACGAUCGCAUACUGUUGACAAUUUCUGCCAAGCGACACGGAACCACGUGCGGGUGCAGCAGGCCUCGGCCUCCUCCGAGUCGGACCUCAGUCGAUACCGCACCCUGUUCGGCCAGAAACAGUCGCCGUCCAUCAGCAACAUGGCCGAGGCCCGGCUAAAGGACCCAGACGGAUCGGGCAAGCACAAGUUUGAACACCUCAACGCCAAAAACAAGGUUGCACAGGUCGGCAAAGUGGUGAGUACACUUGCAUCGUUCGGCUUGGCACGUGGCUCAGGCUUGCCAGUGCCGCAGCAGACACACGACAUUGUCGCCGAAACACGAUGUCCGUCCUUUCCUCCGUCGUAG
Messenger RNA from Pollicipes pollicipes, 1527 nucleotides. RefSeq names its product potassium voltage-gated channel subfamily H member 2. Lineage: Eukaryota; Metazoa; Arthropoda; Thecostraca; Pollicipedomorpha; Pollicipedidae. Gene Ontology annotation, cellular component: plasma membrane. The transcript has 12 exons. Gene Ontology annotation, molecular function: inward rectifier potassium channel activity. The record is from RefSeq and is a predicted model, not a curated record. Gene Ontology annotation, biological process: regulation of membrane potential; potassium ion transmembrane transport. The coding region runs from base 1 to 1527 and encodes 508 amino acids.